Molecule: messenger RNA, 1987 nt
Organism: Photinus pyralis (common eastern firefly)
Lineage: Eukaryota; Metazoa; Arthropoda; Insecta; Coleoptera; Lampyridae
Gene: fl(2)d
Product: pre-mRNA-splicing regulator female-lethal(2)D
Exons: 4
Coding region: 899-1846 (315 amino acids)
Biological process (GO): regulation of alternative mRNA splicing, via spliceosome
Cellular component (GO): nucleus
Source: RefSeq, a predicted model, not a curated record
GCAAACAGACCCUAUAACAUGAUCCUAUAGAGGGUGUGGUGUCGGCAUUACCCACUUUGAAUUGAUUUGGACCCCGAGCAAAACUAAAUUUGCUACUAAUAGAUCAAUGGGGAUAAUAUCAGAAGUGAUGGAAUAAAAAUGCGUUUGGUACCAAAUCAUUUUUGCUCGACAAUUCUUCUAUAAAUUAAUUUCUAUCUUCCGAGUUACAUAAUGACUUCCUGCUUGAAGCUUUCCAAUAAAUCAGCUAUUUUGCAUUUUAAAUAAUCGCACAAAAACCGUUUUACAUUUUAAAUACUUCCUCAAUGCAUUUUGCAUUUUUUGAAUAACAGAAUUAUCUUUUACCGCUGGAACGGGACGAAUGCGGGAAGUAAGUUGUUGUGUGAGAUAUAUAAAUUCCCAAAAAGUUGUGUAAAAGUCUGCAAAUUCCCACAAAGGUUCCGCACAUGUAAAUUUACAGUAAACCGUUCCUCGUAUGUAGUUAUCUAAUGUAUUUUGUUUAAAUAAUAUACUUCUAACUAACAACACGCAUCUUAUUUUCUCUGCGCUACCAAGAGUCCCUUCUGGGCUUUUGUGUAUUUCCGAACUAACACCCUGUAUAGUAAAAUUUGAACUUUAAGCGGUAAUAAUUUCGAAAGUAAGUCCUGGACGCAAUGGCGUCGUCUAUGAACAAUUGCGUGGACUAAGAGGACAGCUCGUUACAUUACCGACCGAAACGAACGAAUCAGUUGUCAUGUUCAACAAAUCGCAAACGUAGUGGUCUUAAUUUAUGAAAAAAUCCACUUAAAUGUGUAACAAAUCGAUCGUAUUUAUGUUGAAAAGAACGUUAACCGGUUUGUUUUCGUACGUGCUUUAAGUUUCAACAGUCACAAGCGAGCAGUGGUGAUUUCAGGUCGUGGAAAUGACCGAACAGGAAGGGCCGAAAAGUCCGGAUGGCGGCGGGAAGCAGAGGGUGGUCCUGUCCGAGACCGAGCUGAGCGGUCUCGCACAAAACGAAUUGGUCGACCGUUGGAAACGUCAAGAUAUUUACGUGAGCGGUCUCGAGGAGAAGUUGGGCCAACAGGAAGGCGAUAUUGCAGAUCUACGUCAGACGCUCGAGAAGGCCCAACUGCAGCUGUCCGAAUCUCAGCAACGCGAAAAGGUGCUGGUGCGGCGGCUCGCCGCCAAAGAACAGGAGUCGCAGGACUUAGUGUGUCAGGUAAACGAACUAAAAAGUGCUCAAAUUCCGACAUCGUCCUCGUUGCGAUCGACGCUCUUAGAUCCGGCCGUUAACAGUUUCCUACAGUUGUUACGUAACGAACUCCAGACGACGCGCCUACGGCUCGAGGACACGCAAAACGAACUGUCCGCGUGGAAGUUUACGCCCGACUCGAAUACGGGCAAGAGGCUGAUGGCGAAGUGUCGCCUGCUCUAUCAGGAGAACGAGGAGCUCGGAAAGAUGACGAGCUCGGGUCGCAUCGCCCUGCUCGAGGGCGAGCUCGAGCUGCAGAAGAAGUUCUCGGAGGAGGUCAGGCAGUCGCAGCAGGAGUUGGACUCGUAUCUGACGGACUUAGACGAAGAUGUCGAGGGUAUGCAAAGUACGAUACUGUUUUUGCAGCAGGAGUUGCGCAAGGCGAAGGACACAGCGGCCGCGUUACAGAAGGAGAAUAGUACACUUAAAUUACAGAAUGGUAGGGCGAAUGGUGACAGUGUUUGUGAACAAGAACGGACGGACUCGGAAUCUGAAUGCGAAAGGACUCGUGUUAAGCGAGUGCGAAGGUCCUCUGUUCUUAGUAUUGACUAUAAUGAAGAUGACACUCUUGUUAUUAAUUCAAAUGGUGACGUUGCCAUGUCGUCAGAUGUAGAUUAGAAUGAUUUUAAUUUAAUUCGUUUUUUUAAUUUUUAAUGUGGCCAUUUUUUUUACUAAAAAAAACCACCGUAAUUUCUUACUAUUUUGUGAUUCUAAAUGUAAGUAUAAAUAUACUGACAAUUAAAUUAUGUACAUAUUUUC